Messenger RNA from Oryzias melastigma (Indian medaka), 2871 nucleotides. RefSeq lists its product as uncharacterized. The coding region runs from base 1289 to 2206 and encodes 305 amino acids. The transcript has 6 exons. The record is from RefSeq and is a predicted model, not a curated record. NCBI's taxonomy places the organism in Eukaryota, Metazoa, Chordata, Actinopteri, Beloniformes, Adrianichthyidae.
GUGACUGUUGGCACAGAGUAAGCCUGCCCUCAUUUCCCAUCAUCCAUCUGUUUACAUGCUAGCUUACAGCCCCUCACAACCCAAAACUAACAUUACCGGUGCAACUAAAAUGGCGAGCAAAAAUUGAGCUUUUCUUUUGAGUCACAUAAAAUAAUCAGAAAUUAAGUCACGAUCCACAUUUUUUUUCCAUAUGUCCUCAAGAUAAUAAUGCUACUAGAACAUAUUAAAAACACCAAAAACACAAUUUUCAUCGGAGUGGGUCUUUAAGAGAGCAACACCCGCGGAUCUGAAACCUCUGGAGGGUCUAAAAUGACUACAGGUAGCUGAGAAAUAGGAAUGUAUGAAAUAGAAAUGAAUUAUAAGUGAAUGAUAAAAUCAAUGCUCAAGUCCUCGUUAUAUUUUGUGGAGGAAGUCACCAUCUGUUCCAGGAUUAGUUAGAAAAGCAGAAAUUAAAUAAUAUCUUCUGAAAAAUACAUUUUAACCAAUCCCAGAUAUAUGCACGAGCAAGUGUGGGAAAAAUCCAUUAUUAACGAAAGAAAAAAAACUUACCAAAAAAGAAAAAAAAAAAUCAAGCAAAAAGUAAAUAAAUAAAUAAAGCAGUAAAAAAAAGAAUGUAAAAGCUAGGAAGAAAAGAAAAAGACCCCAAAAACCUGAAAGGACAGACAAAGAAAAAAUAAAUAAAUAAAUAUAGCCUAAAUAGGGCACAAACCAGUGUCUUGCUUGUUUUACAGAUUGUAGUGUCAGGAAGAACAUUUAACAUAAAACUUAUAGUUUGAAGGACACCCCAAACACCCCUCCACACCCACACCGAUAUUCUAUCUGGCAAAAUCCUGGCCUCAGUUUAACCAAUAGAUUUGGCAUUUACAGUACGUUUUUAGUUUUUGUUUGUAACUUUUAAAGAGUUAUAAUUAUUUAACAGCAGAAACUUGUCUUGUUCUCUUAUUUUCAUGCAGUGUAUAGAUUUAUCAAUUAUUGUACACAAAGUUACAUUUAUCUCAGCCGUCUUACUGCAUCUUGCUUUUGUGUGGCAUCUGCUCCUACAGUUUUUACUCUCUGUUUCUGCUAUAAUUAAACAGUCUGAAAUGACUUACAGAUACAAGAUACAUGGGAUGUUUUUUUUCUUGGUUGUCCCGUGAGCAGUUUCUGUCCCUCCUGCGCUCUCUGUGGUGACGGCUGUAACGUGGUCAGUGCCGCCCUCUUGUGGUGCAGCGCGGUACUGCACAGUGUGGGUGGAGCCAGCGUGAACUUGCUCAGCCCCUUUGUUGUGGUUUAAGGAAGUGAAACAGAGAUGGUUCGUGAGGAGCUGGCGGUGCGCCUCAACGACAGAGAGUACAAGAACUGGCUGAAGGCCGGCCGGUGUCUGCUUAUCGUGAAGGACGGCCUGCUGACCUACACGGACCAGCAGAUGAGAAGCUUCCACACUGACCUGCUCAAUCAAAACUCUGUGCUGAGGAGUCCAUGUCUGAGCUCUUCAUGCAAACCCAGAGGAAACAAGCUGUCCUCGGCCUGCAGGCCGUGUUCAGAGUGGCAGAAGGUGAUCCUGAUGCACCACAGAAACCCUGAUGGCUCCAUCAACUGGGCAAACUGCUCCCCUCCACUGUGGAGGACUGACCACUGGGAGCUGGCCAAGGCCUACAUGCCCCGAGGUCAGGCUCAAGUAAGGGGUGCAGAUCAGUGUGACGCAUCUGCUCUGCUCAAUCUGAUCAAUUACUGCAAAUGGUUCUGUGCUGGAGAUCCGAAAUCCGCCAGGCAGGUGAUCCAGUGCAGGAACGAACUGAUGCACUCGAGUGAAUUUCGAGUCAAAGACGAAUGGAUGAAGAGGUACCGCACGGCUCUGCAGCACUUUGUGCAGCAGUUCAGCCACAUUCCACGCAUGGCAGCUGUGGGUCGACAAAUCGAAAACAUGCUGGCUGUUGACCUGUCCAUAUGUGUCUUUGGGGAGGACGCAACCGAUUCUGCUUGCAUGUUGAGUGACUCUACCAGGCAGCAGGAGACCAGUGCUGAGAUGGUCAGCCAGUGGGAAGCUGCGCUGCUGCAGGAGAUGCUGCAGGAGUGUCUGCAUGCAACUGCUGACAGUGAGGAGGCUAACGCACAGGAUGGAGAGCUGCUGAGGAGCCUGGGGGGAUUUCUGCGAAGCAACAAAGACCUGGGCGAGAGGUUUUCUACAGAACUCCAAACUAUCACUGAGCUAGAAGCCAGAGAAUAGGAGAUGGGCGAACAAAGUUUCUAUAUAUUAUUUUUUGUAUGGUUGAGUGUAAACGCAAAACACUAUAAAGAGUAAAACUACUAAUUGGAAUUGGCUCAUAUAUAUACAAGUAUUCCCCCCUCAUUUGAGGUGGUUAGGGAUUGAGGGCCGGUUAGGAACCCCACGGCUGAAGAAUGACUGUUACUGAUCCAAAAUCAUCAUAAACACUUCUAAAUAUACUUUGUAAAACAUUCAUUAAAGACCAUUGGAAUUUUUGUUAAUUCAGAACCAAAGACUGUACAGCAGCGUAUUUUAUGAGUGGCUCUCUCUGUGCCUUAAAGGGCCUAUAUCAUGCAAAUUCCACUUUUUUACUCUAUACGGUUUAUUCAUCACUAUAAAUAACCCCAAAGGGAUAUUUUGAUCCGUUGACGCAUUCCUGAGUAAUCCUCUAAAAGCUGCGCUCUGAGCACCCACCCCUCGAAAACGAACGGGUUCUCACAUGCUGAUGUCACAAAGUGAGAACAGCCACUUUCAGGAAGAGUUUUCACUGCCAGCACCACCCCCAGUUUAACACAAACACCCACAUUUUAUGCAGAGCUAACGGUGAUCAGCGAAACACUUAUUUUAAAUGAACAAUACUGUAUAUGUUCCAAUUUUGUCCCAUCUUCAAUAAAUUCAACGUCUGA